UUACUUGUGUGCCACCUUGUUGGAGGGAGGGGGUGCAGGAAGGUGAAAGCAAACAAUUAGGCAAGAGAAAGUAAUACUGUAUGAGUUAAGCAUUGCAGCAAUAAUAUAUUUUUUGGGACAAAAGCAAGAACAGACCAGGAAUGGAACAGGGAGUAAAAGCAAUUUUUGGAACAAAUAAAUAGAAUAUGCUUUUUAGAAAGAUUUCCCUAGGGAAGCCUGAAUACAAGGGAGAGCUGGUGGUCUACUUAUCUUGAAAAGAGGGUGAGUGGGUGUAGAGAAGAAGGAAGUGUCACCUUCGGUUGCUUGGUAACAUCUCUUGGCCAUGCUGGUAUCAGAUAAAAGAAGUCCAGUCGAUGUUAUACAUUAUUCAUCGGAGUUUCAAUCAAGGAAUCAAAAUUAUUUGCUUACACUGGGGGACAUCUAGCCAGAUCAAAAGAACUUUUACUGGAAACAAGACCUUUUGCCACUGGCGGACGUCUCUUGAUACAUACUUUUGCAGAAGUUGACUACAUCACUUUGAGAAACCAGGGGAAAUUGACAACAAAAGUCCUCCAAAAUGGAUAGUCCUUUCAAGAUGGACUACCUGUUAGAUGUUGAUUCUGCUUAUCGGCUGUUUUACAGUCAAGGAGCACAAGCUCGCCGGGCCACUCUGCUCACCGUCCCCACCUUAAUGGCGGCAUCAUCCGAGGAGGAGAUCGACCGGAGACCCAUCCGGAGAGUCCGCUCCAAGAGCGACACGCCUUACCUCGCCGAGGCCAGGAUCUCCUUCAACCUCGAGGCAGCUGAAGAAGUGGAAAGACUGGCUGCAAUGCGCUCGGACUCACUGGUUCCAGGGACACACACCCCUCCUAUUAGAAGGAGAAGCAAGUUUGCCACUCUAGGACGAAUUUUCAAGCCAUGGAAAUGGAGGAAGAAGAAGAGUGAAAAGUUUAAGCACACAUCAGCAGCACUUGAAAGAAAAAUAUCGAUGCGGCAAAGCAGAGAGGAGCUGAUCAAGAGAGGAGUGUUGAAGGAAAUUUUUGAUAAAGAUGGAGAACUUUCCAUACAAAAUGAAGAAGGGUCUUUGGAGAAUGGGCAGGCUUUGAGUUCCAGCCAGGUUUCACUCCCAGCACUCUCUGAAUUGGAGCCAUGUUCAGCUUCUGGGGAUUCUUGCACAUAUGAAGUACUCCCAACUCCAGAGAUCAUGGAUGGAACAGUGUCUGAAGAGAGUCCCACGUCCAGUGAAUCUGGAAUCCACCUAUCUCAAGAUCCUUCAUCUAAACCAGUCUUGCUACUUCCCCCUAAAAAACCCGCUGCUUUCUCUGGAGACCAUGAGGACACCCCAGUGAAACAGCUCUCCCUCGUCAAACAGCCCCCUGCCCUGCCUCCUAAACCUAUUGCCAGGAUUGCCAACCAUUUAGCUGAUCCUGGUGCUCCUGUGAAACUGCCUUGUAUGCCUGUCAAAUUGUCGCCUCCGCUACCUCCAAAGAAAGUCAUGAUCUGCAUGCCUUUAGGGGGACCAGACCUCUCCCUCACAUCCUAUUCCACACAGAAGAGCUCCCAGCAAACAUUGGCUUCACAUCACCACACAGUUUUGCCGUCACAGUUAGCAGCACACCAGCAUCAAUAUGGCAGCCACAACCCACACUUGCCUUCUGGAUCCAGCACGUUACCCAUUCACCCUUCAGGAUGUCGCAUGAUCGAGGAGUUGAAUAAGACACUAGCCAUGACCAUGCAGAGGCUAGAAAGCUCUGGUUUACACGGGGGUGACAGUGUUACAAAAACUGGACCAGGGGGCCUUGCAGACAUGAGACAAGUGCCAACUGUUGUGAUCGAAUGCGAUGACAAUAAAGAAAAUGUGCCUCAUGAAUCUGACUAUGAAGAUUCUUCAUGCCUCUACACAAGAGAAGAUGAUGAUGAAGAUGAAGAAGAUGAGGAAAGCUCAUUAUUUACAAGCUCCCUUGCAAUGAAAGUCUGCAGAAAAGAUUCUUUAGCCAUCAAACUUAGCAACCGGCCAUCCAAACGGGAGCUGGAGGAAAAGAACAUCCUCCCCAUGCAGACUGAUGAGGAGAGGCUCGAGCUCAGGCAGCAAAUUGGGACCAAGCUGACAAGACGACUGAGCCAGAGGCCAACUGCUGAAGAAUUGGAGCAGAGAAAUAUUCUCAAACCACGGAAUGAGCAAGAGGAACAGGAAGAAAAACGAGAGAUAAAAAGAAGAUUAACGCGCAAGUUAAGUCAAAGGCCUACAGUGGAAGAGUUGCGUGAGAGGAAAAUUCUCAUCCGCUUUAGUGACUAUGUGGAAGUGGCAGACGCUCAGGACUAUGACAGACGGGCAGAUAAACCAUGGACGCGCCUCACAGCUGCUGACAAAGCUGCAAUCCGCAAAGAGCUCAAUGAGUUUAAAAGCACUGAAAUGGAAGUUCAUGAAUUAAGCAGGCAUUUAACAAGGUUUCAUAGACCGUAAAAACAGAGUGUUCCACCGUCUUCAAAACGUAACUGAAAAGAACCACAAGUGCUGGUAUUGCUCAUCUCUCUGUUACAUACAAUGUAAAUCUUCUAAACUGCCUUUUUAAAAUAAAACAAAACAGAAGGAAAACAAUGUUUUCCUCUGCUGGGUAGAACUACCUGUUGGCACAGCAUUCGGCAACCGAAACCACCUAUGGCAAGAAAAAUGGCAAAAGAUGGCACUUAUAUUUAAACCCAUGCUGUGUGGAUUCCUUCAUACACCCCCAAGACCUGCUGUUCAUUCAUAUUGUCUUUUCUUCAGUGAUCUGCUAAUCCACAUCAGGCAUUUUUUCAUCUGACUCCAAAGAAAGCUGAAGUCCUUGGUGUUGUCUUGGGCAUAAACACAUUGGACAAAAUCUCAAACAAGGCCUGUCGUCCUUCUGGGUCAGUCCUUCUACUGAACACUUCUGUCUGUCUGAGAGCACCUUAGAAAGAUGAGAGGGGAUACAAAGACCCACUCUGAGGAAUCUACCUGUCUUUGACAAUUUUCAAGCAUCAUCCCUGGAGGACCUCUGGCUGGCUGUCACACAUUGAUUUUGUGAGGGAAACGUAAGGAGGAUUCCUCACCAUCCAUCUCUUUCAUUCAGUGGACUCCUUUGCUGCAGAAAACAAUUUUUGAAAUUACUCCAACUACAAGGAUACUUGUUAACAAAUUUAUUGUUGCCACCAGAACAGGAUGGGUUGCCUUCUACCUGGUUUGGGUACAUGCUGUCAUUUUUCUCUGUGUGGCAUGGCAGCUCUGCAUAUACGGCACACUAAUGUCCUGCAGAUGUUACCAACCCUAAAAAAAGCCUCCUUAAGCUACUCCCCUCCAGCAUUGUUGGACUACAACUCCCAUAAAAACCCCAGCCAGCACUGGAGUUGUAAUCCAACACAGCUGGAAGGCAUUAGGUUGAAGAAGGCUGCUAGAAGGUUCAAGGCAGAGACUUAAACUCAGUGGUAGGGCCAAUUUUACUUUGUAUGCAUGAUUUUUUUUUUGAAA
Sceloporus undulatus (fence lizard) is the source of this 3466-nucleotide messenger RNA. It is a transcript of the gene PHACTR1, whose product is annotated as phosphatase and actin regulator 1. The record is from RefSeq and is a predicted model, not a curated record. The coding region runs from base 557 to 2443 and encodes 628 amino acids. Gene Ontology annotation, biological process: cell motility; stress fiber assembly. The transcript has 15 exons. Lineage: Eukaryota; Metazoa; Chordata; Lepidosauria; Squamata; Phrynosomatidae. Gene Ontology annotation, molecular function: actin binding.